Messenger RNA from Nerophis lumbriciformis (worm pipefish), 3374 nucleotides. Its product is annotated as metal transporter CNNM1-like. Gene Ontology annotation, biological process: transport; magnesium ion homeostasis. Lineage: Eukaryota; Metazoa; Chordata; Actinopteri; Syngnathiformes; Syngnathidae. The record is from RefSeq and is a predicted model, not a curated record. Gene Ontology annotation, cellular component: plasma membrane. Gene Ontology annotation, molecular function: transmembrane transporter activity.
GUUUCUAUAAUUACAUUCAUAUAAUUUACCUCACUUCACAUUUAAUGACUAUACAUUAUUGAUUAUAAUUAUGACAACAUUAGAAGUACUCAUCUAUAUAGUCCUUCGCUUCAUGCUGUGGUCGCCAUGGAGACCACUUCGUCCCUAUGGUAACAUUUCCAAACAAUUUGAGUAAUCAAUAGACAGACGUCAUCAAGUCAGAAGCUCAGCAGGAUUUGACGUUGCUGCCAUCUUGUGGUGACUCCUGUGCAUCACAGCUUCCACUCUAUCGUCGUCAUGCGUGUUAAAAUCUAUAAAUAAGUCAUUUGAUGUGAUUAUUAUUAUUAUUAUUAUUAUUAUUAUUAUAUAAUAUCAGCUCGCGGUGUAUAGUCACGACUCAUUUAAUUUCUUUCAUGUCGACGAACGUCAGGAAAAUGAGUCCGUUAUUGCGCGACAUGACCACAUGUGCGUCAUCGUGUGAAUAAAAUCGGCGUUUUCUGCGCAGCCAGUGACGUCACAGUGCAGCAGCGGCUCUCCUCCGCCGCAUGGACCGGAAACCAGGCGGCGUCACGUGACCCAGACUGAGAGAGUCCCCCACCCCAUCAUGGAUGGAGCCUCCGUCCUCCGCCUCGGCCUCUCCCUGCUGCUCCUGCUCCCCGGCCCGGGGCUCGCCCUGCUCGGCCUCCGUCCGGAGGAGACCGGCGCGGAGCUCUCGGUGCGGGGCGGCGUGCUCCGGGCCACGGAGGGCACGCGCUUCACGCUGCGCGUCUACUACUCCUCGUCCACCCCCGGCGGCCUCAACCGCACCGGCCGCGCCAACAACGCCGCGCCCUGGAUCGCCUUCAUCGAGGAGCCGGCGUCGGGGCGCCAGGGCCAGGCGCGGCCGCGCGGCAACAACGCGUGCGCGGACAAGAGCGCGCGGACGUCCGACAUCGAGGUCCUGGGCUCCUUCAAGUCCGCGUCCAGCCAGAACUCGGUGUUAGUGGAGCUGCUGGCCAAGGAGCUGCGGCGCGGCGAGAGCGUCAAGUUCUACUCCGUGUGCGCGUUCGACGGCGCCAAGUGGGAGCACUACCGGACGCGCGACUUCUGGGUGGCGGUGGAGGAGCGCGCGGCGGCGCCGGAGCUCUGGCUGCAGGUGGCGGUGUCGGUGCUGCUCCUCGGCCUCUCGGCGCUCCUCAGCGGCCUCAACUUGAGCCUGCUGGCGCUGGACCCCGUGGAGCUGCAGGUGCUGCAGAACAGCGGCACGGACGCGGAGCAAAAACACGCGCGCGAAAUCGAGUCCGUGCGCCGCCACGGGAACUACGCGCUGUGCACGCUGCUGCUCGGCACCGCGCUCAUUAACGCCUCGCUGGCCGUGUGGACGUGCCGCGUCCUGGGCAUGACCUGGCUGGCCACCGCCGCCUGCGCGCUCGGCGUCUUCUUCGUGGGCGAGAUCCUGCCGCACGCGGUGGCGUCGCGCCACGGCCUGGCCAUCGCGUCGCGCACCAUCUGGGUGACGCGGCUGCUGAUGGUGCUCUCCUUCCCGGUGUCCUACCCCGUCAGCAAGCUGCUCGACCUCCUCCUCCACCAGGAGAUCUCCAACUUCUACACCCGCGAGAAGCUGCUGGAGAUGCUGCGCGUCACCGACCCGUACCACGACCUGCUGAAGGAGGAGCUGAACAUCAUCCAGGGCGCGCUGGAGCUGCGCAGCAAGACGGUGGAGGACGUGCUGACGCCGCUGGGCGACUGCUUCAUGCUGGCCGCCGACGUCCUGCUGGACUUCAACGCCAUGACGGAGGUGAUGGCCAGCGGCUACACGCGCAUCCCCGUCUACCAGGGCGCGCGCUCCAACAUCGUGGACAUCCUCUUCGUCAAGGACCUGGCCUUCGUGGACCCGGACGACUGCACGCCGCUCAAGACCGUCACGCAGUUCUACCGCCACCCGCUGCACUGCGUCUUCAGCGACACCAAGCUGGACGCCAUGCUGGAGGAGUUCAAGAAAGGUAAGUCUCACCUGGCCAUCGUGCAGCGCGUCAACAACGAGGGCGAGGGCGACCCUUUCUACGAGGUGAUGGGCAUCGUCACGCUGGAGGACGUCAUCGAGGAGAUCAUCAAGUCUGAGAUCCUGGACGAGACCGACCUUUUUACCGACAACCGCAGCAAGAGGCGUGUGAGUCACCACGAGAGGAAGCAUCAGGACUUCUCCAUCUUCAAGAUGAGCGAAGACGAGAUGAAAGUGAAGAUUUCUCCUCAGCUCCUCUUGGCCACACAUCGCUUCCUGUCCACAGAGGUGGAGCCCUUUAAGCCCGCCCACAUCUCGGAGAAGAUCCUGCUGAGGCUCAUCAAGCACCCCAGUGUGGUCCAAGAGCUCAACUUUGACGACAAGCACAAGCGAGCGUCACAGCACUUCCUGUUCCAGCGCAACAAGCCCGCCGACUACUUUGUCCUGGUGCUGCAGGGUCGGGUGGAGGUGGAGUUUGGCAAGGAGGCGCUCAAGUUUGACAAUGGAGCUUUUUCUUAUUUUGGAGUUCCUGCCCUCAUGUCAGCUGACUCCAGGUCGCCGUCUCGCAGCAAUGCUCCUGAUUGUGCUGAGUCGGCGUCGCACGGCGGCAGCGUGGUCCAACUGAACGGCGGCUCCAACGUCUACCUGCCCGACUACUCGGUCAGACAGCUGACACACCUGCAGGUCCUCAAGAUCACCAGGAGCCACUACCAGAACGCCGUGACCGCCACCAGGAUGGACACGUCGCCGCAGACGCCCGACGCUUGUCUCACCGAGGCCUCGCCGCCCGAGCGCGCCGCCACGUCCACGUGUGCCGCCGGCGCCACGCUGGCGCCCCCGCCCAGGGAGCUGGGCCGGCCCUCCUCGGCCAGAACGCGGGGACAGCAGUCGGCCGUCCCUCACGGCACCUCGCUGCUCAACGAGCGCAACCGCAUCGUCCGAAGUAAGUCGGACGGCCAGAGGAGUCCCGGCGAUUCCGUCUUCCUCGUGAUGGACGAGAUCCCGUACAUCGGAGAGGACAGGCCCGACACGGACGACGCAGUCACCUUUCUUUGUCCGGCAGACAUGGCCGACGUUCCCAUGGCAACCGACACUUCUCCUUUCAUCAGCAGCAUUUCUCUCAGCGCCUCAGAAGACACGCUGGGGAAGAAACUACUCCUCAAACUCAGUCUGUCUCACACACACACACACACACACACACACACACACACACACACACACACACACACACACACACACACACACACACGAAACAUUUUUAUACACACACACACAAAUCAUGAAACAUUUUUAUACACACACACACACACACACACACACACAAACAUGAAACAUUUUUAUACACACACACACACACACUGUGAAACACACUAUUGCCUUCUAGAGGAACAAGGUGGUACUGCAUGACAAAAUG